CUUGGACAAUAUGCCGAGUACGAUCAGACUCUUCACACCGCUGCCACUUCCCCCUGACUGAAUUCGGGUGAUAUUUUACGCAGAGUGUGAAACGGCGCAUGGUGGUGUGUGAACCCUGAAACCCUGACAUGUGGACCGGACUCACCUGAGCGGACCAGAGGUUUCAUACAAGCCUGAACUUCCACAUUCUCAUUUGGGAGAUUAAUCCGGAUUUUGUUGCAUGAGGAUGGAUGUGCUCUGGACGAACUGCGUUUUCUUCCUGGCGUGUUGCUUUGGAUUGGGUUUGGGAAGUCCGAACAGAUGCGACGAAGUGCGUAAAGUUUUCCAACUCAGACAAAUUGGACCAAAUCAAUUACCGCCUUUAAGCCCCAGACCAGGCUUAGACCUUCAGGUGUGCACAUCCAAGAACCUGACCUGCUGCACCAAAAAGAUGGAGGAGAAGUACCAGGUUGCAGCUCGUAGAGACAUCCAGAACCUCCUUCAGAUGUCCAGCUCCAGUCUCAAGUUUCUCAUCUCACGUAACGUGGCUACUUUUCAAGAGGCCUUUGAGGUACUGAUGAGGCAGGCGGAGAACCAUACUAACGCUGUCCUUCAGGGGUCAUACCGGACCAUGGCAGACCAGACCAUAGGCCCCGUACGGGAACUCUUCACCGACAUCGGCCUCUUCCUGCUCGGGUCAGAGCUCAACGUCGAUGACAUAGUACAGCGAUUCUUUGACGCUCUGUUUCCACUGGUCUACAAUCACCUGAUCAACCCGGGUCUCAGUGACGUAUCUCCAGGUUACGCUGAGUGUAUAAGAUCUUCAAGUCGUGAUGUGAGGCCGUUUGGUGGGGUGCCCAGCCUCCUGUCUGACCAGAUUACCCGUUCUGGGAUCUCUGGAAAGCUUCUGCUUCAGGCCCUGCAUCUUGGCAUUGAAGUCAUCAAUACAACAGACCACUUGCAGCUAAGUCGAGAGUGUAGACGAGCCCUUCUCAAGAUGCACUACUGUCCUCACUGCCAGGGCUUAACUCAGUCCAAGCCUUGCAUGGGCUACUGCCUCAAUGUGAUGCGGGGCUGUUUGGCAAGCAUGGCUGAGAUUGACGCCCACUGGAGGGAGUUUGUUCGCUCGCUGGAGGGCCUGUCAGCACGGAUGCAAGGACCGCAGGAUUUGGAGCAAGUCCUUCUAGGAGUUCAUACACUGGUUCACGAUGCUGUUGGACAUGCUCAGAAAAAUGGACCCCGCCUCUCAGCACAGGUGCAUAAAUUGUGUGGCCCGCCAAGCAGGAGGCCUGCGCAGUCUGUCAGCAUUCAGCGCAGCAGCAGCAGCAGAGAGUCUCUCCCUCUAAAAAACCCGGUCAGAGUGUCAGGUGAUUCUCUGGCAAUCAGAAGGAAGGACUUUCUGAGCAGUUUACGUCUCUAUCGUACGUAUUACGGUGGCCUGGCGGAUCAGCUGUGUGUAAGUGAGCUGACUCCUGGUGAUGGACUGUCCUGCUGGAAUGGAACCAACAUCGUCAAAAGUUAUACCCUCCGAGUGGUGGGCAAUGGGAUCAAGGCUCAGAGUACCAACCCUGAAGUCAAAGUGAAGGAAGCAGACCCUGUGAUAAACCAGAUUAUUGACAAACUGAAACACAUCAAUCAGCUGCUGCAGGGAAAGUCCAUUCCUAAACUGGGGACACUGGAUCAGAUAGAAACAGGAAGUGGAGACGCAGAGGGACGCUACAGUGGCGACUGCGACGACGAGGAUGGCUGUGUCGGUUCAGGUGGUGGCGAAGUAAAGAGGAAAGUCUCCAGGGUGUCUAAAUUGAGUCCAGAUGUGACCAGUGAUCACAAACAUCAUCAUCAUCAUCAUCAUUCUCCAUCUGCCGAGGAUUCUGAAACGGACGGCAGAUCCAGGAGUCAAGGAUUGACAAGAGCCAUCUGGGUCUUGAUACUGCCUUGUUUACAUCUGCUCCUGCACUUGUAACAGCUGCUUUUUUGCAGCAUGAAACUUUUGAGACUUGAUUUCAAGCCUAUUUAUCAAGAAAUGAAAUGGCCAAUGGACGUAAAAAGGCUCCAUUAAUUUGAGGGAGCACCGCUUCCACACGGUGCAGGACACAGGGUAGGAGUGAACACUAUUGACUGUGUAUUAAGUACAAGACACUGUGGCUCAUGUCCAAGCAUAUGCGUUAGCUUUGAGAAUAUUUACAGGGUUUCCACAGGGUCUUAAAAAGUCGAAAAGUAUUGAAUUUACAAAUCUGCAUUUAAUACCUUAGAAAAAUCUUUAAAGUGUAUUAAAUUUGAUAUGGUAGGUCUUAAGUUAUAUUGUCAUAAACCUGUU
Sphaeramia orbicularis (orbiculate cardinalfish) is the source of this 2296-nucleotide messenger RNA. RefSeq names its product glypican 5a (gene gpc5a). The transcript has 9 exons. The record is from RefSeq and is a predicted model, not a curated record. Bases 221 to 1942 code for a protein of 573 amino acids. Lineage: Eukaryota; Metazoa; Chordata; Actinopteri; Kurtiformes; Apogonidae. Gene Ontology annotation, cellular component: cell surface; extracellular region; plasma membrane. Gene Ontology annotation, biological process: regulation of protein localization to membrane; positive regulation of canonical Wnt signaling pathway; cell migration.